Molecule: messenger RNA, 2698 nt
Organism: Tripterygium wilfordii
Lineage: Eukaryota; Viridiplantae; Streptophyta; Magnoliopsida; Celastrales; Celastraceae
Product: probable serine/threonine-protein kinase PIX7
Exons: 7
Coding region: 464-1393 (309 amino acids)
Biological process (GO): protein phosphorylation
Molecular function (GO): protein kinase activity; ATP binding
Source: RefSeq, a predicted model, not a curated record
GGCCUCUCCUCUGUCUCUGUUGUUGCUCUGCUGCGCGUUUCAUUCAAAGCAACGUUACCCAAAUCUCUCUCUCUCUCUCUCUCUCUCUGGCUGUUGUGUUGUGUUUUACCCUUUUCUCUUUUGUCUCAAAACAUACACACAUUUCUCACUCUCACUCGUCUUUCCCUCUCACUCCUUUUCACACAUAUAACGCACGUUUCUCUCUCCACAUCCUUGUUCUUCAUUGCCCUUCAGUCUCACACCUCGCUCUCCACUCUCCAUGUCUUGAAAUUCGCUCCCCAUUUUGUUCCAAUAUCUUGGCAUUUUCCCCAAAAUGUCUUUAUGUGAAUGAAUGCUUGCGUGUUUGGUGAGCCAAAAUCAUGAACUCACAGUUCCUGACACAUUUUUCUCUCGUUGCUGGUUAGUCUUGGAUUAGCAAUUCCUAGGGUUUGAUAGGCCGUGAAUGUGCGUAAGGUAAAAGAAGAUGGUAGCAGGUCCUGAUGCUAUCCGGAUGGAGGCUUGGAAUGUGGGUAAAUCAAAGGGAAAGAAGAACAAAGAUAGUGAAGAUGAUGAUCCUGGCUGUUGGAUGAAACUAAGGUUUAUUGGGGGCUGCAUUUCUUCGAAGCCUAAAGCUGAUAGUUCCUCAAGUGGUGCUAGCACACAAUAUGCGGAAAGUAAAUCUACUAAUGAUACGAGCAGAGACCCACCAGUUGUUCCAAUCGAAUCGUCUUCGACAACUAGCAACGCCGGAAGUACUCCUGCUACUCCUAAUCCAGUCGAGGAACUGAAAGUUGCUUCUCAGCUACGAAAGUUCUGCUUUAAUGAGCUUAAGUCAGCAACAAGGAAUUUCAGACCUGAGAGCCUUCUUGGCGAGGGUGGAUUUGGUUGCGUAUUUAAAGGUUGGAUCAAUGAGAAUGGAACUGGUCCUGUAAAGCCUGGUACUGGGUUGGCUGUUGCAGUAAAAACUCUUAACCAUGAUGGACUUCAAGGUCAUAAAGAAUGGCUUGCUGAAGUUGAUUAUCUAGGGGAACUCCUCCAUUCCAAUCUGGUUAAAUUGAUUGGCUAUUGCAUUGAAGAUGACCAGAGACUACUUGUUUACGAGUUUAUGCCGAGAGGAAGCUUGGAGAAUCACCUCUUCAGAAGGUCCCUGCCACUUCCGUGGACAAUCAGAAUGAAAAUUGCUCUUGGUGCUGCGAAGGGCCUUGCCUAUCUUCAUGAGGAAGCUGAACGACCAGUCAUCUAUCGUGACUUUAAAACAUCUAAUAUCCUAUUAGAUGCGGACUAUAAUGCAAAGCUUUCUGAUUUUGGACUUGCCAAAGAUGGUCCAGAGGGAGAUAAAACUCAUGUAUCUACCCGUGUGAUGGGAACUUAUGGUUAUGCAGCCCCCGAGUAUGUAAUGACAGAUUGCUGCUAGCUUUUCCACAUUAUCGUGGCUACUGUAUGAUGGAUAACCAUUGUCGAAAACUUUGAUGGAUACUUUUUCAGCACACAGGAUUAGAAAUUGAAUUUUAUAUUAGUUAAUUGCACUCUAAUAAAAGAAUUUUACAUUAAUUAAUGAGAUUUUCCUUAAUAGAUUAUUUUCUGGUUUGCUUAAUGUUGCAGUCUGUUUGCCUUUCUAAACCCAACAGUGAAACUCUCAAGGCACCAUCGAAUUCACAGCUUCUGAGAAUUAAAAAUGUCUCUCCUACAUUUUUUUUUUCCUUUUUUGUCCAAAUUUCUUCUGUUCCGUCUCAAAUCGUAACUUUUAAUUUUGACCUUUGUUCAUCUUCCAUCAUCUUGCCUCCAAUGUGACACUAUUUUCUUUCUGUUUUUUUUUUCCCUACAAUCCACUGUUUGGCUUAUGAAACUGCCAUAGCACGAAUCUUCUCAAUCUUAAUACCUCCUAUCCUAUCUUUUGGAAUUCCACCCCUAGGGCACUUCAUUCCUUCCCUGCUUCGGGCUUAUUAUGAGUGACUAAAGGCUUAGCCAAAUUCUUGAAACUUCACAGAGUUCACCACCAUUGUGGGUCUUGCAUCAGAUGCUGUUUCCUUUUUAUAUGUUGUUAGAGUUGAUUUCGUGUAAGAGGCACUUUGGUUGAAUCAAAGAUAAAUAUAGUAUUAAUUUUCCAUCCAAAGUUUUGUACUUAGCCUAUAAAAAUAUUGAUUCUCAAAAUCUUUUGAACUUCUAGUUUUUGGAAACGGUUUGCCUUACUAGAGUGUCAUCAUAAAUUAACAGCCAAAUAAAUCUUUGUCCCUUAAAACCAAAUCAAGUGUAAUGUAAAUUGAAAUUUUAGUGCAGCCAGCAUUUAGAUUCAUUUGCAAGUUAGCAUUUCCCUUCCUUCAGUUGUAAUUAGGGGAUGCGGAAAAUCAACAUUGUAAUUAUGGGAUUCGGAAAAUUAACAUUUAGAUUCAAUUGUCGCAUAAUGCUAUUCCAUUUCCAUUUCAUUAAGAUUGAAGUUUUCUUGUCCAAGAAUCUGUUUUGUGUAUCCACUGCAUAGAGGUUAUUAUUUAUUAUCGACAUUUUCUGCUAGCUCACAAUGCUAUUCGAAAACUUUUCCUUGAUCAAAAAUGUGUUCUACAAUUUUUUGUUGGGAAAUUCCCAGUGAGCUAUUAGAACGUACAGCUGUUUCAUUCGUGACUUUUGAAGUUUGUGUUGCUUUCCUUCCUCUGGGGUAAUUCUUUCUUGAGUAAAAGUCAGAGAUAUAAUGCUGGGAAAUUGUUUCUUUUGAAUUUACUCAUAC